Naegleria gruberi is the source of this 618-nucleotide messenger RNA. RefSeq lists its product as uncharacterized. The transcript has 2 exons. Bases 1 to 618 code for a protein of 205 amino acids. The record is from RefSeq and is a predicted model, not a curated record. NCBI's taxonomy places the organism in Eukaryota, Heterolobosea, Eutetramitea, Acrasida, Naegleriidae.
AUGAGUACGAUAAGUAACGAGAGUAGUGAUGAUCUACCAAAAUUUGUACUAUAUGGAAAUCGUUUCUAUCGUUCGAUUGGGAUUUCUGUGGAUGAUUUAGAUCCCGAAGGAGCUUUAUAUACCUAUUUAUUUAGUUUUGAAGAGGAUGAUGAAAAUUCGCAUCAACACAAUACACUUGAAUCAUCAACAACUUCGGAUCCAUUAUUGAAUGCUACGGCAAAUUCUACAAAUGCCAAUACAGAUGUUACCACAUUACGAAAUGAUGAAGAAAGUGAGGAGGAUGAUGUUGAUGAAGAUAUGUCUGCUGGAGGUGGAGCAGAAUUAAGUUCUCAUCAAACUCCUAAUAUUAUACAACCUCCAAAGAGAGAUGGACAUGAAUUUGAUAUGCUACAAUCAAUUUAUCAAGUUACAGGCCAAUUAUUAGCAAGUGCUGAAGAGAGAAGAGUAAUUAUUACCUAUGUCUUGUGGUUUAUUAAUUUAUCUUUGAAAAACGAAGAAUCAGAAAGAAAAAAGAUUGCCAGCUCAAUUAAGAGGACUGAAUUGGAACAAAAUUUGAUUGAUAUUGGUUUUAAGGAACAAUCAUCAAUUUACAAACAUGUUAAACAUAUUUAUGAAUAA